AUGCCCCAGCACGCCGCCGUGUACGGUGCACAAAUUGCCGCCAGGUGUCAUUUGCUUGGGACCGUGUGCGUGCAGCGCAGGCUGGCGGGCGCCUCCACAGCGUUCCGACACGCAGCCCCGUUCGGACAGAAGGCGUGCUGGCAUUCGCAGCGAGAGUGCAACCUCGCGAGACGGCGGGCCAGGACCGCGCAGGCUUUGUUGUUGUACAGUCGGACCGAGGUAUACGAUCGAGGUCGAGUCGGGGAGGUUACCCUUGCCCUCCUGUAUGUCGCGUUGCAGUGCGAAAGCCUGCAGCUUUGA
Messenger RNA from Prorocentrum cordatum, 300 nucleotides. The record is from the annotation of a GenBank genome assembly. Lineage: Eukaryota; Dinophyceae; Prorocentrales; Prorocentraceae.